Molecule: messenger RNA, 1663 nt
Organism: Contarinia nasturtii (swede midge)
Lineage: Eukaryota; Metazoa; Arthropoda; Insecta; Diptera; Cecidomyiidae
Product: mucin-2-like
Exons: 5
Coding region: 64-1512 (482 amino acids)
Cellular component (GO): extracellular matrix
Source: RefSeq, a predicted model, not a curated record
UAGUCAAGAAACAUCAGAGAAGAAAUUAUCUUUGUGAAAAUUGCUAACAUUUAAAUUACAAAAAUGUUGAAGAUCUUGAUUGGUUUGAUUUUGUUUGUUCACUUGGGCUCAGCACAAAGAAGCACAGCUCCUAGAAGUACGUGUUCACGUUGGCCGAAUAUAAGACAUACCACCUUCGAUUGCAGUGGAUCGCACUGUACUGUAAAUUGUACAACAGGCUACGAAUUUGAAGAUUCAAAUGGACAAACAUCAUCUGAGUUCAACUGUAUUAAUGGCAAAUGGAUUUCGGAAAGCGGUGUUAGCAAAUGUGAAGCAAUUUGUGAUCCAGCUUGUGUAAAUGGUUACUGCUUAUCACCGGGCAGUUGUGUAUGCUUGGAAGGUUACACCGGAGCUCAAUGCGAAAGCGCAAUAAGCGAUUGUGAUAAUGUCUACCCAGGUUACACGAACGCUGAUGUUUCUAGCGACGGCACUUUUACAUCUUUCACAUGUUACGAUGGCUACACAUUGCAAGAUGGAAAUACCACACUGGAUAUGAAAUGUGAAAAUAGUCAAUGGAUAUCCAUUGAUCCGAACCAAAACUUCGCUGCCAAUUGUUAUCCAAUGUGCGAAUACAAAGGCAUAAAGUAUACAACUGGACAGAAGUUUAAGGUAGAGUGUGAUAAUGAAUGCACAUGUGGAACAGACGGUGAUCUUAGUUGCACAAGUAAAGCUUGCAUUGGCCAAUGCUCGGGAGAUCCUCAUUGCAAAACAUUUGAUGGUCUUUCCUAUGCUUAUAUGGGCCAGUGCUCUUACCAUUUGUUCAAAGUAGAUGAUAUCGUUGGACAAGAGAUCGAUAUAAUUUCACACCAUACAUCUUGCGUUUAUUUCGCAGAUCCAAGUGUACCAAAUGCAUCGUGUUUGGCAGGGCUUACACUUAAUGCAAAAUACUUCGGUCGAUCAACAUCAAUUGUUUUCAAAAAUGAUUCGCAAUCCAGCGUUGAAGUUAAUGGAGUCGAUAGAACAUCAAAUCUUCCAAUCGCUGUUUUGGGUGGCAAAAUUUACAUUCGUAAAGAAGACUCAAACGUCUUAUCAGCUACAUUCUCAGAUGGUUUGAAAGUAACAUGGGUAUCCAAAGGAUAUUAUGAAAGUUCAAUAACUGUCAAAGCACCUAUUUCUUAUGUCGGCCGAACGAGAGGACUGCUUGGAACCACCGAUGGAGACCAGACAAAUGACUUGAUUACAGCUGAAGGUAUAGUCCAAAACAAUGCCGCUAUUUUUGGAACCUCAUGGCGUGUUACAGAAAUAUGCGAUAAUUCAACGUUUGUUGGUGAUGCACCUGAUACGUGUGCGAUGUAUCCAGAACGCAAAGCGAAAGCAGUAGAAGCGUGUUCUUAUUUGAAGAGCGAAAUAUUCGCUGAAUGUCCCGUUGAUGCGACAGGGAAUUACGAGAGUUGUUUAAUUGACUUGUGCGCAGCACAGAAUGAAGAGGCAUUCAAUGGAUUUAGAGAUAUUGCUUAUACGACACUUACGUAAGGGAAUGCAGCAAUGCUAAUGGCCAAACCUAUAUAAAUGCAACGUGCCCAGCUGGUCAAGUAUACGCUGAUUGUUCCAAAUGGUCUUACCGUAGCUGUGGUGAUGUUUUUUCGUCGUAUGCGCAAAAUUUCAUUACAUCUUGCGAUGCCAG